This is a messenger RNA of Hemibagrus wyckioides, 2226 nucleotides long. It is a transcript of the gene eloal, whose product is annotated as elongin A, like. Gene Ontology annotation, cellular component: nucleus; elongin complex. Gene Ontology annotation, biological process: transcription elongation by RNA polymerase II. Bases 123 to 1880 code for a protein of 585 amino acids. The transcript is spliced from 11 exons. NCBI's taxonomy places the organism in Eukaryota, Metazoa, Chordata, Actinopteri, Siluriformes, Bagridae. The record is from RefSeq and is a predicted model, not a curated record. Gene Ontology annotation, molecular function: protein binding.
UGUUGUUUUAUGAAGAAGAUGCUAAUUUAAUAAGCUAGCUCGGACAUGCCGGUCUCCUGCCUGUAUAAAAAUGCCGGCUGUCUUCAGCUGCUUUUCCGUUUGCUGUGCCUCUGUCACCCGUCAUGGCAUCGGCAGACAUUAAGAAAGUGCUGGAGCUCAAACUUCAGCUGAAAGAAAGCACCGGAGGACACACGCUUGUGAAAACCUUAAAGAAGCUUCAAGAACUGGACAUAACCCUUGAAAUUCUUGCUGAGACAGGAAUUGGAAAGGUUGUCAACUCUUUUCGCAAACAUGAUGACGUGGGGGAAGUGGCCAAAACCUUAGUGCAUAGGUGGAAAAAAUUGGUUCCAUCACCAAGUGUUACACAGCAUCAUCCUGCCUCUCCAAAAGAACCAUCCAAGACUGAAAUUCAGAAAACAGACCAAGAAGAAAAGAGUCAGACGUCACAGAAUGCAGUCUGCCCUGAAAGGAAGCCCAAGAAUGAAAACUCGGGCUCUGAACACAAACUUUCCAACAACACUGAUGGUAAAAGUAAAGCCCAGCCAGUUGUGAACAAAUUAAAAGAUUGCAUAAAUAACAACAAGAAAAACAGCAUAAAGAGAGACUCUGAUGUCGGCUUCAUAUCACAGAUUUCAAUCCCAGAUGGGAAAUUACUCAAGCCUAAGGAAAAAUCAUCCAUCAACCUGCAUACUGAAGGAAAGGAUGAAGUCAAGCCUAAAGUUUCCGACGUAACAAAUAAUCACAGACCUAAAAUAUCCACAAAAGGCAAAAAAGAGAGUGUUUUGAAGGAAAGCGUAUUGAGUAAGGAAAAAAUGAAUAAAAAAGACAAGAGAAGGCAAGAAAAAAACGCUGAAAGGGAGAAGAACCUUGAGAGUGAUAACUCUGAAAUGCCAUCCAUGUCUUUUGAGGAAUACUUGAGUUAUGAUCUUGAGGCUCCAAAACGGAAGAAGAGAUUGUGUGAAGGCAAGAACCCGAAGCGCAUUAAGCUUGACCAGAAACAGGAUGUCAAAAUGUGUGACCUCAGCAUGAAGUCAGGGAAAUACACAGCAGAACCCCCAACUCCAGUGGUCCCAAAGAGAUCUGUGAUGGACUUGCUGAAUGUGCCAUUACCCACAAUUUCUCCUGAAUGUGAUGAUCCUUCUCAAUAUCAGUACUUUACAGAAAAGAAAGUUGAAGAAAAGGCUUGCGAAGAAGCCCCAGUGUUUACAGGUCAGCGGCUGAAUAAGAAGAUGCAGGUGUACUCCGGGACUAAGGUUGUGUAUCUUCCCACCAUGAUGAGCCUGUACCAGCAGUGCAUCCGAACUCUGCAGAACAACAUUGAUUCGCUUUAUGAAAUUGGAGGAGUGCCGUUUGAAAUUUUGGAGCCGGUGCUGGAGCGCUGUACGCCGGAGCAGCUGCUGCGGAUUGAAGAAUGCAAUCCUACGUACAUAGGUGUGACUGAUCACCUGUGGGAGAGGCACUGCCUCCGAGACUUCAGAAACGCCCAGCUGGAGGAGUACGAAUCCUGGAGGGAGAUGUAUCUCCGACUGUUUGAAGAACGGGAACGCAAAUUCCGAGAGCUCACCAAGAGCAUUGUCUCUGCUCACUCCAGGAGGCCUAAAGGAAGACAGGUGAAGAUGGCAUUUAUUCAUUCAGCUGCCAAACCACCUAGAAAUGUACGUAUCCAGCAGGAAAUCCAUGGUACAGCAGGACCUGGGCUAGACAAACUCAGUGGACGUUUUACUGAGAGUAGAAGUAGACCAUGCAUUACUGAGUCCCCUAAACCUUGUACCGCUGGAUCAGGAGCCAGCCAGCCCCAAGACCCACGAAGGAUCAGACGAGUAGCACCGAUGAUGGCCAAGUCUCUGAAAGCCUUUAAGAAGCAGUUUGGACGCAGAUGAAGGAAGAAGGUGAUGGAAAGUAUGGAUUACAUAAAUACCUCUAAACUCAAGUGAACUGGACAUACUUUAAUUUUGUCAUUGUUUAGGAUUUGAUUUUUUUUUUUUUGUAAAACCUACAUCUAAGUAUUUUUUUCUAUAUGGAAAGACAUUAAUGCACUUUCAAUCAGCAUUAUUAAAACCCACUGCUGACUGUGCUGUAAGGACCUGCACUAGUUGAAUAAAUGAAAUGAAAUGAGUGUUUGUGGAACUGAUUCUAUGAUGGUGGGUUACUCAGAUUAGUGUAAAAUUCGUUGUCUCCAUCUAGUGGUUUGUGAAGACUGCUUGCAACUCCUGACAACCUGCCUGU